GGCGACACCCCACUCGACCUACUUCCCCAGGACCCUCGUCCCUCAGGGUCCCACCCCAUCAUCGAGUUCACUUCCCCUCAUCAGUUUGCUCACUUCAUAUGACAGGAGGACGUCACGUUCUACUCAGUGAACGUUAUGGAUCUUCUUCGCUACGAUCCACUCUGUCCCGAGGUUGAGCUCAUCUCUGUGGAGCCCGAUCCCCCUGACCCUCCUUCCAUCUUCGCGGCUCCCAUCUCUACAUCCACUCGUCAGCCUGCCGAUACCCCCUCCACGUCUCAGGCCCCUGCGCCGUCGACUGUCGAGUCCACACAUACGUCUCGUGCUGACGCAGACGCCGAGGAACUCACACGGUUCACGACAGACUUAGAGCUGGCCGUUCGCGACCUGAUUCGAGAGUACCGCGACGUCUUUCCCCCGUAUUUCUCAUACAGCGGGAUUCCCCCGAUGCGCGGUGUUGAGCAUUCUAUCCAGCUCGUGCCUGACUAUCGUGUUCACCAUCAGGCACCGUACCGACUCUCAAUCCCAGAGGCGACGGAACUCAAGCGUCAGCUUGAGGAGCUCCUUCGACUGGGUUUCAUUAAACCCAGUAACUCCCCCUGGGGUGCACCUGUCCUCUUUGCUCGCAAAGCGGACAGAACUCUCCGCCUCUGCAUCGACUAUCGCGGCCUUAACCGUUACACGGUUAAGAACAGUUAUCCCAUGCCCCGCGCGGAUGAGCUGUUUGACCGUCUGGCAGGCAACCGCUUCUUCACGAAGAUCGAUCUUCGUAGCGGUUACCACCAGAUCCGCGUUGCCAUAGAGGAUCAUCCGAAAACCGCCUUCCAAUCGCGCUUCGGCCACGACGAGUUCACGGUGAUGCCAUUCGGCCUCACCAAUGCACCAGCCACCUUCCAGACGGCGAUGAACGACAUUUUCAGGGACAUCCUUGAAGAAUACGUUCUCAUAUACCUGGACGACAUCCUGGUCUACAGUCGUACCUUAGAAGACCAUCUCAGACACCUUCGUGAUGUCCUACAGCGCUUACGCAAGCAUGGCUUCUAUGCCAAGCUCAGUAAGUGCCGCUUUGCUGAGCGCAAAGUGGACUUCACGUGGGACUUACACUUAGCCCACGCGGAGAUUGCGUACAACCACGCUGUUUCGCCAGCCACGGGGAUGUCGCCAUUCUAUUGCGACCACGGCUACCACCCUCGCGCACCCGCGGAUUUCUUACGACCAUCGCGGUUGCGCCCAGACACUCGUUGCCCUGCGCUUGACGACUGGAUCGUCCACAUGGCGGUGAUUAUGAAGCGCGCACACGAGAGUUUAGCCGACUCCCAGACUCUCAUGGCCGCACGAGCGAACCGAUCACGAAUGGAUCAUCCAUUCAAAGUCGGUGACGAUGUGCUCGUCGACGCACGCCACUUACAGCUCGAAGCAGAUAUGCUUCGCAAGUUCAGGCGUCAUUUUUUCGGUCCAUGCCGCAUCCUUCAGGCCGUCAGUUCUCAUACUGCCGCUAGUCCGGUCAGCUUCCGUGUGAAGCUAUCUAAUUACCUUCGACAGGCUCGCGUACACGAUGUUUACCAUGUCUCCUUGUUACGUCCUUACCGCAGACCAUCCGAGCGCUUCGCCAGACGCCCUUAUGAGCGCCCUACACCUAUCAUGGUAGACGGUCACGAGGAGUUCGCUGUUUCCGACAUCGUAUCACGCCGAGUUACCGACGAUACCCCUCCACGCAUCGAGUACCUUGUGCGUUGGAAGGGCUACCCUGAUGAGGAGGCUACUUGGGAGGCCCUUGAGCACUUGCAGCACGCCAGGAUGUUGGUGCGUGCAUACGAUCGUGCUCGUCGUGUUAAGAUGUCUGCCCCUGCUCAGCCGACCGACCCUCUUCCUCCUCCUCCGGCUGAGGAGAUUGCUGAGGACGAGCCCGUUCCCUCUGAGGCCGUUCCUCAGCCGCAGACGGUCGCCUCCGAGCGUUCACAGCGCACUCAUCGUCGCCCUUCGCGUUACGAUGACUGACACUCUUAUCCUCUAUCUUUCCCCUAUUGACUCACACCAUCAGGUACUCCAUCAUCAGCUUCUUCAGGAUGUCAGUGUUUUGCGGCU
Molecule: messenger RNA, 2082 nt
Organism: Chara braunii
Lineage: Eukaryota; Viridiplantae; Streptophyta; Charophyceae; Charales; Characeae
Source: the annotation of a GenBank genome assembly